AUGCAUGCCAAAACAGCUGAGGAGCAGAGCCCUUUCCUUGCAAUGCUGAAGAAGGACAAUGAUAGCCAUCGAGAAGUCACAAAGAAGUAUGUAGGCUUUUGGCAAGAGGACGAACGUGAUGGGAGGAAACAGAACUACAUGUCCGUAGCAAACAGCUUCUAUGACCUUGCUACCGACAUGUACGAACAAGGAUGGGCUCAGUCAUUUCAUUUCAGUCGCUUUGCUAUCAAUGAACCGCUACUGCAAGCCCUCGCCCGGCACGAACACUACUUGGCAUAUAUGAUGAAUAUAAAGAAAGAUAUGACAGUUCUAGACAUGGGUUGUGGUAUAGGUGGACCCGCUAGGGAGAUUGCAGCUUUCACUAAGUGCAAGGUUGUUGGUGUGAAUAACAAUGGCUACCAAAUUCAACGAGCCGUUGCUUAUACCGAGAAGGCAGGCCUUGAUGGGCACGUUUCCUUUGUAAAGAACGAUUUCAUGGCCAUGGAGUUCCCAGAUAACUCCUUUGAUGCUGUAUAUGCAAUUGAAUCCACAGUCCAUGCCCCUUCUCUCCAGAAAGUGUAUGAGCAGGCAUAUCGCGUCCUAAAACCGGGAGGGACCUUUGCUGUAUAUGAAUGGGUAAUGACAGAUACAUACGACGAGUACAAUCCAGCCCAUUCUGCGAUCCGACUAGGAAUUGAACGAGGUAAUGGGAUCCCAGCAAUGAUGACUCGCAAGCAUGCUAUAGAGGCGAUCAAGGCGGCCGGUUUCGUGUUAGAGCACGCUGAGGAUCAAGCAGAAAUGGGAGACCAGAUCCCAUGGUACGCGCCGCUCGCAGGUGAAUUCCCAACUGGGCGCCUUUUGGAUUUCGGUGCCCUCCGAACAACGAAGCUUGGCCGAGUGACUGUGAACAUACUGCUCAGUGUCUUGGAAACGUUUAGAUUGGCGCCAUCAGGAAUUGCAGAAAUGGCGCGCGAGUUCUCCUAUGGUGCAGAUAACUUGGUCCGUGGUGGGAAGGAAGGGAUAUUUACACCCAUGUACCUGAUGGUUGGCAAAAAACCAGAAAUUUGA
Molecule: messenger RNA, 1047 nt
Organism: Arthroderma uncinatum
Lineage: Eukaryota; Fungi; Ascomycota; Eurotiomycetes; Onygenales; Arthrodermataceae
Product: sterol 24-C-methyltransferase
Exons: 3
Coding region: 1-1047 (348 amino acids)
Biological process (GO): ergosterol biosynthetic process
Cellular component (GO): endoplasmic reticulum
Molecular function (GO): sterol 24-C-methyltransferase activity
Source: RefSeq, a predicted model, not a curated record